Messenger RNA from Cavenderia fasciculata, 3513 nucleotides. RefSeq lists its product as uncharacterized. The transcript is spliced from 5 exons. The record is from RefSeq and is a predicted model, not a curated record. Lineage: Eukaryota; Evosea; Eumycetozoa; Acytosteliales; Cavenderiaceae. Gene Ontology annotation, biological process: double-strand break repair via homologous recombination; regulation of DNA-templated transcription. The coding region runs from base 1 to 3513 and encodes 1170 amino acids.
AUGACCAACAACAACAAUAAUAACAACAAUAAUAAUAAUACUUUAUUAAAGAAAAGGGAUGUAUCAGAGGAUGAUGAAGAUGGUGGUGACCAAGUAGAUACAAACAUAGAAAAGAAGAAAAGGAAAUCAAAUGAAGGAACACUCGGUCCAACAAAGACAACAACUACGACUGCAGCAACAACAACAACAACGACAAAGAAACCAUUCUUUAAUCCUUUUGAAGGAGAUGACGAAGAAGAUGACCUUUUUCCACCAAUGAAUUAUGAUGGUGGUGGUUCUUCUUCUUCUUCUUCUUCUUUCACAUCGGUAUCAUCAUCUACAAUCCCUUUGUUUGUUGGCUUUCAAACUGGUAACAAACAAAAAAUCAACAUUUCAGAGGAUAAGCUAAGAGCCGCUUCAGAGUCGUUCAAAUCACUCGAAAAUGAUGAUGAUGAUGAUGAUGAUGAGGCGCCUAUUACUACUACUAGUAGUUCAAAAAAGCCUACUACAACCGCCUCUUCUUCCUCUUUAUCAUCUACUAGACCAACAACAACAACAACAACAACAAAACAACCUCCAAAAUCUCCUCAAUUUGUUCCUCCCACUCCUAAACCACCUUCCCUAGCAACUACUGCACCAAUAGCAACAACAACAACAAAAACACCAACCAAAGCCUCACCUUCUGGCCAUCUAAACAAAGCUUCAUCGAAUUUCACCUAUUUUCAUAAAGGAGCUCCUUCAACACCAACCAAACCAACUGCAAGUUUAAAGGUCUCAUCAUCAAAAUCAUCCUUUGUAUCACCAGUAAAAAAAGAAGCAACAAUCCAAAACUUUAAUGGUAGGAUCUAUUCGCCUGCGCCUGCGUCACCAAACAACAACAAAUAUAAUAAUAAUAGUAACAACAACAAUAAUAAUGGAACGUUGUCAGUAAAUUUAAAAGCCUCAUCGAUUACACCAAACAAAGUUUGUACCAAACCAAACAAACCUGUAGACCUCAGAAAAAAACUUUCAGACCUUGGAUCUCCUUUUACAAAAUCACCAAUUGGAAUAGUAACAAAAGAAGUACUUGCAGUAACUAGAAAAAAUUGUGAAGACUAUGAAUUUGAUGGAACGAGCAAUGAAGCCAAAGAUUUGGGUUUUGUCAGACAAAAGAAAAUAGCUCAUUCACAAAUAUAUAUCCAUUUGUCUAAAGAUUCUUCAUUUAAAUGUGUGACCGAUGAUUGGGUGCGUAAUCAUUAUGGAUGGAUUGUUUGGAAGUUGGCAGCAAUGGAGCGAGCAUUUCCAGAUAUUUUUGGUGGAAAACAUUUGACACUUUACAAUGUGAUGACCCAACUCAAAAAAAGAUGCACCAAGGAACUCGUUCAAUGUCAAAGACCCAUCCUCAAAAAGAUUUAUGCAAAAGAUUAUUCUUCUGAAAAACAUAUGAUUCUUUGUGUUUCUGAUAUUUUAAGUAACGAAUCAGAGAAUAGAAAAGUCCAAGAUUCAUCAACUUUAUCAGAACCAUCUCAACCAACUCAAGUCGUGAUAGAGCUGACAGAUGGAUGGUACUCUAUCAAAGCACUUUUGGAUCCAUUUCUAUCCCAAUGUCUCAGCAAUGGGAAAAUCUUUGUUGGACAAAAACUAAGGAUCCAGGGUGCCAAAUUGGAAGGAAUUGAAGGUGGUGCACACCCUCUUGAAGCAGAAGGAGAACGUGCUUUUAUAAAAAUUUUUGCAAAUAGCACCAGAAGAGCAAAAUGGUUUGACAAGUUGGGACUUCAACCUCAACUUUGGUUUCCAAUAUCUUUAAAAUCUGUUAUUCCUGGUGGUGGUGUCAUUCAAUCACUAAAUGUUAAAAUAUUGAAAAAAUAUCCAAUGGAAUAUCGAGAGAUAAUUGAAGGAAAAGCAACUAUAAAAAGACCACAGUCAGAAGAAUAUAAAAUACAAAAUACUCACCAAUUGGAACUGGAAAAAAUUCAAGAAAAGUUGGCCUAUGAGAUUAGUGAAAAAUAUCAAAAAGAUCAAGACAAAGAUUUAAUCCCUAUUUCUAGUUUUGAAAAGUCAAAUUUGGGUAAAAUAUAUGAUGGAGACUUGUUGUAUCGAAUGUAUAAAUCCCAAAAUGAAUCAAAUAGUUUAAUCGAAAGACUUAAUGAAGAACAACAAUCAAUUUUGCGCAAGGAAAUUGAAAACAAACAAUUUGAAAUGAAUGAAAAGAUUGCGAGUGAGAUUAAACAAGCAAUCAAUGGAUCAACAAGAAAUGUUACACCUAUUCUCAAGAUUAGAAUAACAGAUGACCCAAAUGUCCAAAACAAACAACAAUCAGAAAACAACAACAAUAAUAAUGGCAACACCCAACCAAUUAAAUCAAUUACAACAGGCAACUCUUAUAUGACACAAAAACAAAUAUUUGACUCGGUCGAUGAACCAGAGCUAUAUCUUCCAUCCAACAAUUUCAACCCUCCUUUGUUACCACCUGUCCAAUCCUUUAUUGAUACUGUUGGAAAAAACCCCGUAUUCCCACCUGUUGCCCCGGUUACCUUUGGUGGAGCAUCAAAACAACAAAGUUAUGGAGACGCAAAACAAAAAGUGGAAUCUUUAUCCAAUGAAACAAUAUUACAUUUCUACAACCCAUCCGAGGAAUUGAUAUCCCAAUUAAAUGAAGGGGAAUGGAUCCAUUUCAACCAUCUACAACCCAUGUUUUCCAACUCAAUGUAUCGAAACAAAAUAGCAGAGCUAAAGAAUCACCACAAGACAACCAUCUCCUCAACAUCUAAAAAUACAACUCGUCGACAAGCAGAAAAAGAAACAAAAGAUAUCCCAAAAAUAACACACUACCAAACCCAAAAAAUAGGACAAGAAUGUGAUUUAAUCGGCCUACUGAUUCAUGUCGGCCCUAACAUUUCCAACGUUGAUAACAUCAGAGGCAACAAAGAAGUAACUCGGACUUUAUACAUUGGUGAUAGUAGUAAUUGUAUUGCAAAAAUAACUUUGUGCAGAGUUGCGUGGACCAAGCAAAAUCAAGAAAAUGCAAACAAACAAGAUAAUAAUAUUAGUAAUCUUAAUAUGGACAUUUCUAUCCCAUUUGCUGAAGGAUUUACACGAGAUGCAUUAAAUAUUUAUAAUCACACCAACGUCGAUCGAUAUCCAAUUAUUCACCUUGCCAAUUUAAAAUAUGAAGGUUAUGAUUCAAACAAAGAAUUAUAUUGUUUUGGCUCAAAAGAUACAGUCGAUAUUACAGUCACCCCAAAAUCAAAGUUGGCUGAUUUAUUCCACAAUUGUAGACAAUGGUUAUUAUUAUCACCAGGUAGUAUGAACCUUUUCACACAAGUUGUUAAAUUGGCUCAUGUAGUUGAAAAUAAUCAUCAUUUAUUAAAUGAUGGAGAUUUUCAAUUUGAUUUUGAUGACGAACCGAUCCAACAACCAAAACCACUAAACCAAGAAGAUUCAUCAACCGAUGAAGAAUCAUUUGGUACUCAACCAACAACUCAACCAACAACUCAACCAAAUGGAAUCAUGCAAUACAAACAAAGUUUGGAUGAUAUUGAUUUUGGAUCAUAA